Rotaria sordida is the source of this 909-nucleotide messenger RNA. Lineage: Eukaryota; Metazoa; Rotifera; Eurotatoria; Philodinida; Philodinidae. The record is from the annotation of a GenBank genome assembly.
AUGUAUAAGAUAAUACAAGAAUUAUUGCAUUUUGGAUUAAUCCGUCCAUCUGAUUCUUCAUUUGCAGCACCAGCAUUACUGGUAGCUAAGCACGAUGGUACAUGGAGAAUGGUAGUAGAUUAUAAAAAAUUAAAUAAUAUUACUAUUAAGGAUAAUCAUCCAUUACCCAAUAUGGAGCAAGCAAUACAAUUAUUAGGUGGUAGUUAUAAAUUUUUUUCCAAACUUGAUAUGAAGAGUGGAUUUUGGCAAAUUCCAAUUAAAGAAGCAGGCAAAUUUAAAACUACAUUUAUUACUCCAGAUGUAUUAUCUGCUUUAUCCGAACAUAACUUUCAAGCUAACUCGGUCAAAUGUAGUAUUUUUCAUCAACAAAUCGAUUAUUUAUCUCAUACGAUAUCUAAACAUGGUGUUAAGCCAACCAAUCAAAAAAAAAUUCAAGCAAUUAUUAAAUUACGACAACCUAUUAAAUUAGCUGAAGCAAAUAAAUUUCUUGGUGCUCUUUCGUGGUAUCGUAAAUUCAUACCCAAAUUUGCAACAAUUGCUGCACCUAUUCAUGCUGAUGCUUCUCAAUCUCAAGCGAUUUCACAAUUGAAACAAUUAUUAAUUACUUCUCCAUUAUUUCUUGAUUUUCCAGAUGAUAAUUAUCCUGUUAUACUAACAACGGAUGCAUCAGAAGUUAGUAUUGGUGGUACAUUACAACAAAAUAUUAAUGAUGAAAUAAAAAAUUUAUAUUGUCAUUCUCAGGUUACAUCUUCUACUCAACGACGAUAUGAUCCUAUUGAAUUAGAAGUGUUACCCAUAUGGUUAUGUUUUCAACGAAUGCGAUCUUAUCUACUUGAUAGAUCUAUUAUAAUUUAUACUGAUCAUUGUCCUUUGUGCAAAAUGAUGAACUCAUCGGUGAAAAAUCGAUGA